Capronia coronata CBS 617.96 is the source of this 1086-nucleotide messenger RNA. RefSeq lists its product as uncharacterized. Bases 1 to 1086 code for a protein of 361 amino acids. The record is from RefSeq and is a predicted model, not a curated record. Gene Ontology annotation, biological process: butanediol biosynthetic process. Gene Ontology annotation, cellular component: cytoplasm. Gene Ontology annotation, molecular function: (R,R)-butanediol dehydrogenase activity; zinc ion binding. NCBI's taxonomy places the organism in Eukaryota, Fungi, Ascomycota, Eurotiomycetes, Chaetothyriales, Herpotrichiellaceae. The transcript is spliced from 4 exons.
AUGUCGACCAUGCGAGCCGCGCGCUAUCAUGGCCGAAGAGAUAUCCGAGUGGAGGACAUUCCCAUUCCUCAACCUGGACCCGGGCAAUGCCUGGUCGAAGUCGAAUGGUGUGGAAUAUGUGGUAGUGACCUACACGAAUAUUUGGCAGGUCCUAUGACGGUUCCAACCGUCGAGCGGCCCAACCAGCAGACAGGCGACCACCUGCCAGUGACCCUCGGCCACGAGUUCUGCGGCCGCAUCAAGGCCGUAGGUGAAGGGGCGAAGUUCCAGCCUGGCCAAGCAGUCAUGGUAGAUGCGCAUGUGGGCUGCAGUUCAUGCCUGGCUUGUAAAUCCGGGCUGGACCAUGUCUGCGAUAAACUCACGUUCAUCGGAUACGGUGGCGACAAGCUCGGCGGAGGCCUGUCAGAGUUCGUCGCCGUCGACCAGAGCCGCUUGUAUGCUAUCCCAAAGAAUGUCAGUCUGGACUCUGCCGCGGUGAUCGAGCCCCUUGUGGUUGGACAUCAUGCCGCAAAAGUGGCUGGUACCAGCCUCGAGGGCUCGGAUGUGCUUAUCGUGGGCGGUGGACCUAUCGGGAUUGCCAUGAUAUGCGUCCUGAGAGCGCACCGGGUGUCCAAGAUCUUGCUGAGUGAACCAACAGCAAAGAGAUGGCAGUAUGCGAAGGAUGUGGUCGACAGAGUCAUUGACCCGAAGACAGAGAAGGUGGGAGAUAUCUGUCGAGAGCUGACUGGCGGCAAGGGCGUCGAUGUUGUCUUUGACUGUGCUGGUGUUCAGCCUGGCUUAGAUGCUGGCCUUGAUGCCUUGAAGCGUGGCGGGACUUGGGUGGAUCUAGCUCUGUGGGAGAAACCGCUCGUAGUAGAUUUCUGGCCAUUCUUUCUGAAGGAAAUCAAAAUAUUGAGCUCCUGUUGUUACAACAGACAGGAUUUCGCCGAGGUCAUGGAAUUGAUGGGCAAAGAUGAAUUCAAGGGAUAUGAACAGAUGGUUACCUCUCGUAUCUCGCUUGAGGAUGUCGUUGCAAAAGGGUUCGACGAGUUGAUCAACAAUAAGGAUGAUCAUAUCAAGAUCCUGAUUUCCCCUAAGCUGAAAUGA